AGCGGCUAGUUGGAGCAUCAAAACCACGAGCUCCCCCAUAAGAAAAAUCCACUAACCACUCCACGUAGAUCGCUUGUCACCCGACAAGUUCUUUCGUUCACUUUUCUUUCUGCAUCUCUUUUCCUUUUCUCUGUUGCUGAUCUCUUAUUCACUUCGUUCCAUCGCGUCAAUCGUAGCGUUCCAUUCUUUUCUUUCGUGGCUGGAUACCCAUCGCGUCCGUGACGCGUCGCUCCUCAUAAUCUUUCCUUGUCCUGGGCCGGUUUCCCAGGCGUUUCCUUUUUUACAAUCUCAUCUUUCGCAAGCAUGGCUCACUCGGUGCUCGUAAUGUUUUUGGCAGCCUACUCGGCCACCGCCUUUGCGAGUCCUGUGCCUCGCCAUGGCCCUCUACGAUUUGCUCGCCAGUCCAACGACUCAGCGCCGCUCAUCCCGGACUUCACAGAGAACUCAAUAGAGCUAAGCUCCAUCUCGAUAACUGCCACUCCUGUUGAGGUCCAAGCAGCAGACACUGGCUUGCCUUUCGUUAUCCCGGUCACUCUGUCAGUGACCACGAGCACCGCGUCGGCAAUGACGUUCCAGGACCCCUCCGGUUCUGUGAUCGCGACUGUGCCAGCUUCGACAGUAGAGCAGACAACGUAUCUCGAUACGUCGUCCAGUGCCGUUGCAUCUUCCACUGAAGCUGCUACUUCUACUGCUGUGACCUCAAGCAUUGCAUCCAGCCCCGUCACCUCCACUCCCGUGGCGACGCCUACCACUCCGACCACGCCGACCACGCCCGUGCAGGUCUCAACCCCAUCGUCGGUCUACACUCCCCAGUUCACCUACAACCCGAGCACGGCAACGCCCAUCGCGACGCCUUCUUCAACUUACGUCCCGCCUUUCACUUACGACCCGGCCAAGAGCACCGAGGCCUCGUCCACGUACACUCCUCCUGCGUCAUCAAACUCGACAACGGUCCAGGUGCCCUCGACGUCGGCUGUCAACACUCCCACCACGCCUCUGCUUGUUUCUACCCCGGUCCAGACGCCUCCUAGCACCCCGACCGUGGUGAUCAGCACGCCAACUGCAUUGACCAGCACCCAGGCCGUGCUGACUAGCAGCAAGUCCUCUACGCUGAUCAGCAGCUCUUCUGCGCGUAUCAGCAGCUCUACCGUAAUGACGCCCAGCACCUCAGCCUUGGUCAGCACCCCCCUUACGCCCAUUUUGUCAACUCCAAGUGCGACGUCUGUCGCCGGCGGCUGCCCUGCCAGCGUGCUCUGCCUGACAACAACUCUCUACACCGGGGCUGCCACCGCAAAGGCCCAGACCAGCAUCGCGUCCAGCAGUGCGACCACCGCCGUCCCAUCCAGUUCGCAACAGGCUGCCCAAGGCGGCGUGGCUAUUGUGACGCAAUACACGACCGUGACGCCCUCCAAAGAAGCUUCGAGCACGGCUGCUGCUGUCUCUUCGACUGCCGCUGUCUCUUCAGUUGUUGCUGCCUCGUCGGCUGCUGCUGCUAUCGUCUCUACAGCCGUACAGUCCUCUGCUCACACUUCGUCCGCGACUGCGCAGUUGACCAGCCAGGCCAAGGCCGCUCCGGCAAUUGUGACGCAGUACACGACUGUGUACCCCAGCGCGGCAACAAGCAUGCCUGCCGUCGUCUCUUCGGCGGUUGUCUCUUCGGCAGCCCAGUCGUCCGCUCACACCUCUUCCGCGGCCGCACAGUCUACCACCCAGUUGGCCGCUGACCCAGGUGUGGUGACGCGCUACACGACCGUGAAAGCUAGCGCCGCCCCAGCUGUCGUCACACAGUACACGACCGUGUACCCCAGCGUUGCGGCAUCGACGACCGGGGCUGUGGCUACACCGAGCACGCUCUUGACGAUGACCAGGCCUGCUGCUGCAUCGUCCCCGUCCGCGGCUGCGCCGUCUCCGGCUACUACCAAUGCUCCGGGCAUCACGGUCAUCCCCGUUGAUCCGAAUGUCUCGACUGUCACUGUCACUGAGGCUACGGCUACGGUUACGGAGACCACGACCGCGAAGGAGACGGUUACUGUCUCGGCAUAGUAGCGCGGUAGUGAGUAUACAUGUGGGCAAGACGGGCCGGGCCCGUUUUGCUAGUAAAGAAAGGAGAAGGAACGAUGUUCACGAUGUAUACACGAAUGACCCGAAGAGAAGGGGUAUAGACUGAAAAAGAAACGGCCCGAAAUAUUGCAUACACGGAUACGCAUAGCGAUGAUUUUACGAACUUGCUUGUUGGAGGAGAUAUGUAAUGGGUGUUGGAUGCGGCGGCUACUGAUGCUGUGGCUGUUUGGGGAUCGAGUAAGGGAAGGGCGGCUAUUUUGUGGUUCGCAAUGUGUUUUAUACCUUGGGGGCUAUUGGUUUGAUCUUCUUGGGGUUGCAAUUUUGCUGGUCGGUGGCGCUGUGCGCUUAAUAUGGGG
This is a messenger RNA of Aplosporella prunicola CBS 121167, 2417 nucleotides long. RefSeq lists its product as uncharacterized. The record is from RefSeq and is a predicted model, not a curated record. NCBI's taxonomy places the organism in Eukaryota, Fungi, Ascomycota, Dothideomycetes, Botryosphaeriales, Aplosporellaceae. The transcript is spliced from 2 exons. The coding region runs from base 304 to 2043 and encodes 579 amino acids.